Molecule: messenger RNA, 504 nt
Organism: Ostreococcus lucimarinus CCE9901
Lineage: Eukaryota; Viridiplantae; Chlorophyta; Mamiellophyceae; Mamiellales; Bathycoccaceae
Exons: 1
Coding region: 1-504 (167 amino acids)
Cellular component (GO): chloroplast thylakoid membrane; chloroplast stroma
Source: RefSeq, a predicted model, not a curated record
AUGUCGCUCGCGAUGACGACGCGCGCGCGAAGCGCGCCGGUGGUGGGCGUCGAUGCGCGCAGACGACGAGGCGCGAACGCCGACGUCAAGGCGCGCGCGCGAUGCGUCGCGCGAGCGUCGGAAGCGAACGAUGACGACGAUGGCAUCCAGCUCGGAACGGCGAAACUGCCGCCGACGUGCGAUGAAACCGCGCUAUGCGAUGCGCUGUACCAGUGGGCGAGCACACUGACGAGCUCGGGGCAAAAUUUGCCGUUCGCGCUGUCGCAGCGCGUGGAUCGGACGAACGAUGGGUUUGAGUUGGCGUUUUUGACGGCGGCGAAGAACGGCGCGCCGGGGGAGUUGGCGGCGGUAGGGGCGAUCGCGGCGAGCGUUGAGGUCGCUGGACAAGAGAAGGUGUUGAUGAUACGUGGAUAUGGGAAUGUAAUGAAUUUGGUGGACACGCCUGUGGUGAUGGGGGCGAUGCCGGCGGCGAUUCGACGCGCCGUCGCGAUGUCUUCGGCGUGA